AUGAAAAAAGCAAUCCAUGAUAUGAUGAUUCCUAAAAACUUUUUAGAGCAACAGCUGGUUAAGCAUGUGUUUUAUGGACAGGAAGCACUUGCCGCUGCUUUUACUGUUUUUUUGGAUCAUAAUAUCUCGGAUAACAUUUUAAGCUCCAUAAUUUUCUCAAGUGCCCCAGAAACAUUCACUCCUAACACAAAUUGUGAAAAUUAUACUAAAGUUCGAUGGAAAGCUCAUAUUGCAAGAAGUUUCAUCAAUAAUUCAGAUUUACCGCAAGAAUUUUAUCAUUUAAUCAUAAAAAAUUUAAAAGCCCCAUGGGCAUCAGAACUAUAUGAGAUCCUUUCUACAUUUGAACCAGAAGAUAUCGUUUCAUCAAACGCGAUCAAAGUUUUAUCACAAGCAUAUCAUCAAAAUCAACAAGCAUUCGCAUCAGUAAUCCCAACAGUUGACUUUAUUCUGAACAAUGUACAAUCUAAAGAACUCUUUAAAAAGAUGAGUUUUGAUACAUUCGCGAUGAAACCUUUCUUAACAGAACAAACAGUCCAAUCAUUCGAUGUUUCUACACUUACUAACUCUAACCUUCCUUCUUUCUUCAAUAACUUUUUUUUACUUAAAGUUCCAAACGUCCAACAAAUUCUUCAAAAACUCAUCUUCUUCUCAGAACCAAACAUCCAACACUCCGAAUUAUUCGAACAAGGCUCACACUUUCAAAUGUCUAACACAUGCAUCAUCAAGAAACGAAACUUAGUUGAUCUUAUCCUUGAGAAACCACUUAACAUGUUGAAUUCAGGCAAUUUCAACUCAUAUUUCGAACAAAUGAAGAAAUUUCCAGAUCUUAUUGGUCCCAUUUUCAUUUGUUUCUACGAUACAUACAAAAACUCAGAAGAAUAUAUCGAAUUCAUGAAACAUCUCACAUCAUACAACAGUCCAUGUAACAUCAUCAAUCGAAUUGUUAAUGAUUCAAUCAUUACUAAUUAUGUUAACGAAAACACAGGUUUAGAAAUUGUUUCAUCAGACUUUCAUUACUCAUCAGUUUCACAAUUACUUUUUCCACGAAUUCUCCAUCUUGAUCUUAGUUCUCUUGAAGAUCUUUCACAGCGUCAAUAUUUUUGUAUCAGUGAUUCAGAGCGUAAAUCCGAUUUCGCAUUCAUAUUCGGAUACAUUGCUCUUACAAAUGCAUUGAACUUCAUCACACAGAAAACACCUCUUUAUAUUGGUGAUCUUUUAGUUAUGAUUGAAGACGAAGAAAAGCGAAAAUCAUUAGUUGUUGACUUAUUCUCACUUAUCUUCCUUCGUAAAGACAACAAAUAUAUUUGUGAUGUCAAUAUGGCCGAACAAAUUCUUCUUUGUAUUUCAGGUUUUCUUUCAGAUGAAGGCUUCAUGAAAAGUGCAACUGGUCGCUUUUUAUUCACAAAAAUCUUAGGUUCAGAAACUCUUGAAUCAGCAUUAGUUUCUACACAAGAAGGUGUCAUCAAGAUGUUGAACAUGAAUGAACCAGACAUUGCAUUAUACAUGUCUGCAAACAUGCCAACACUUUUCAACAUCGUUAAGUGCAUUGUUUGUGAAGAAUCGACAAUAUAUGAUAAACCAGAUAUAUACUUUGUCGAGAAGUUCUUUUCACGAGGUAUUUUUGGCGAAUUGAACAUUGACUGUGUAUCUUGUUCAGAAGCCAAAAUAUUAUAUGAACAACGAAAGAAACAAAAUCAUCCACUUGAUCUUAUUCGUUCCGAAUACAUCAAAGAAUGUCUUGAUUCAUUCAAAUACAUCGGCUACUUGUGCAUGAACUAUGGUGGCCACUUCUCCGAUUUCAUGCGAUAUCGAUAUACAUAUUCACGAUUAAUGCGUCGUGCUAAGAUCCAAAAGAAAGGACGACUUCGUAUUCCAGAACUUGUCCAGAUCAUUGUUGAAACAUCAUAUCUCACUGAAGAAGAAUCAUUACGUAUUUUACUUGGUGAACAUUCAUAUGAAACCAUUUUAGCACAUGAAAAUGUUUAUGAAGUCAAUUCAUACUUGUUUGAGCUUAUCCGCAAGAAAUGCGAAGUAUGUGCAUAUUGUCUUCUUAUCAAUAAUCCAUCAGCUGCUAAAAUCGAAGGCAAUUCUCCUCUUAAACGAUUGUUUUUGCAGAAAGAACCAGAUCCAGACUUUGUUGCACUUAGUGAUUCCGAUUUUAUUUCUAAGUUUCAUACUGAGAAACCACUCGAUUUUGACGAAAUGAACGAUCUUUUCUUCCGACGUCCAGAACUUUUCACAAAAGAAGUUGAAAAUCAUUUUGAAGAAUUUACACCAUUCGAAAUUUCUCAAUUUCUUCCAUAUUCAGAUAAAACAUCAUUAUUUGGACUACAAAAACUCGGCAUUACAUCUAUGAACAUCACAAACAUCUUCAAUUUCCUUCUUUCAAUUACAAACCAUUCUCUUUUGCAACAAUUUAUUUUAGAUUUCAAACUUGAAGAUGAAUUUUGCCAUUUCUUCAGUGGUUACAUUCCAGAUCAUGUUUUUCAUAUCUUCAAGAAUUCAUCACAGUUUCUUUAUCGUUAUUUAUAUUCACUUCCUCAAACUGUUGUUGAAAUUGUUGAAGAAGAAAUCACAAAAAUCCAGUCAAAAUGGUCAGUUGAUUCCAACAAAAACGAUAUUCGUCAAGAAGAUGACAAAUUGAGUCUUUACAGUUGGUAUCUUCGUGAACGAAGGAAAUAUGGUCAACAAAUCUCAUCAUUGAAGACAUUGAUCAUUAAAUCACGCGAUUAUAGUCUUAUCAAAAGUCUUUCAGAAGAAUUCUUUCAGACAUUUGAUAUCGACAAUAGCGAAGACGAAUAUGAAGUUUUCCUUUUACUUCGCGAACUUCGAAUUCUUAAUGAUUGUAAAUUUGAUGCUCUUCUUCGGUUUGUUUCACGUUUUGUUUGUUCACGAUAUGACAUUGUUUACAAGUUGAGUGAUCACAAGAAACUGAUUGACAUUUGUUUCAAGAUCGAUGAUCUUUCGACACUUGACAUUCUUUGUAAUGCAUUCUCAGUUAGUUUUACCCCAUACGGCGAAGAGUUUUCUGUUAUCUGUGCUAAACUUUCAUUAUCACUUCAAUCCAUGGGUCUUCUUCAAUGCCAAUCUAAAUCACGAGAAUUUGGUGAAAAGAUCAUCAGUACAAUGAUGUCUAAGAUGCGCAUUUCUAUUCCAUCAAACAUUGAUUGUAUUGAAACAUUCAAAGAAAAUAUUUCUAAUUCACCAAUUCCACAUUUCGAAGAAUUCCAUCCCGAUAUUAUUUCUAUUUCAGAUGUAUUAUUACAACUUCAAAUAUAUGAUUGUGCAUGUUCAUUCUGUGUUAUUCAUCAACAGUUUGAUCAAGCAUUCGACAUCUUCAACAUUGCUGAAGGUGACUGUGACUUUUUCAUUGAUAAUAUUUUCACCCCUGCACUUAGUACAUCAUUUGAAACAUGGAGUUGUCUUUGGUCUACAUACAAUCGACGUCGAAUUCUUAACGAUUUCGAAUUCGAGCGUUUUGUUCGUAAAAUCGAAAGUUAUCAUUGUUUCGACAUCUUGAUUGACAUUUACAAGUCACUUAACAUGUCAGAACGUCUUGUCACAUUCCUAACUAUCAGUCUUCGUAACAGCAAGUCAUUCAACGAAGAAGUCAAAAUUCUUAAUGAUCUUAUCAAGUCAGUUGAUGUUGUUAUCAAAACACAAACAUCAUUAUCCGAAAAGAAGAAAUAUGUUUUACUUAAGAACCGAUGCGAAAACCAGAAACGAAUCAUCAACAUAUGCAAUCAACGUGAAAUCAGUUAUUCUCCAUCUAUUUCUAUUGUUACAUCAUCAGAAGAUGCCAUGUCUACAUGUUGUAUGCUUAUGCGUUUAUGCGAAGUUACUAUUGUCCUUGACAUUUCCCCAGAUCUUGCCUCAUAUUUCACAUUCGAAGACAUUUGUUCACAAGUUGUUAGUAGUUUUCGUAAAUCUAGUGAAGGAUCAGUUGAACGAUGGCUUAAGACACUUGGUAAGAAGUGUCACGGAAUCGAAUACGAACUUGCUAUCGACAUCAUCAUUUCUAUCAUCAUUGACAGUCAAAGUCAUCACGACGAAGAGAGCUUCAAGUAUUUGACACAGUUCAUCAAAGAGAACGUUUUCAGUGAAUUUUGUAAGUGCAAAAGUUUCUGUAAGAUUGGUAAUCUUGACGAAGCACUUGCAUCAGCUAAACUAUGUCCAGAAACAUCAUCUAAAGAACUUUACAAUGAGAUUAAAAUUUCAUCCAUCAAAUUCGGUAACUCAGCAGUUGAAUCUAAAUGCAACAAAAUCCUGAAAACAUUAUAA
Molecule: messenger RNA, 4281 nt
Organism: Trichomonas vaginalis G3
Lineage: Eukaryota; Parabasalia; Trichomonadida; Trichomonadidae
Exons: 1
Coding region: 1-4281 (1426 amino acids)
Source: RefSeq, a predicted model, not a curated record